Exophiala mesophila is the source of this 1826-nucleotide messenger RNA. RefSeq lists its product as uncharacterized. Gene Ontology annotation, cellular component: plasma membrane; membrane raft; cell cortex. Gene Ontology annotation, biological process: endocytosis; septin cytoskeleton organization; fungal-type cell wall organization. The record is from RefSeq and is a predicted model, not a curated record. The coding region runs from base 413 to 1162 and encodes 249 amino acids. Lineage: Eukaryota; Fungi; Ascomycota; Eurotiomycetes; Chaetothyriales; Herpotrichiellaceae. The transcript is spliced from 3 exons.
GGGGUGCGGGUGCCCAUCGUGCCAUCAUUUAGACUUUAGACUGCCUUUGGCUGUCGUCGGUCUAGGGCUCUGGAUUCUUGGCUUUGGGCCGGUGUUGAUGUGUGCGACCCCAGUGACCUCAUCCAAGACAUCCUCUCGACCUCUCGACCUCUGACCUCUUCUGACCUCUUCUGCCUCUUUUUGCUCGGCUAUCACAAACACUUCCAAUUCUUCCGCUACAAGAGUAAUCCUUGUCCUUCUCUUCCCUUCUCUCAACCCUCGCUGUCGCCUUACCCUUGAGCUUGCUCACCCUCAUUCCUCCAACUUCCAACAUCCAUUGACGUGUUUGUCACUCGUGUCAACAGCUGCACUCUCACUCGCUCCACCACCUUGUAUUUGCCCAAGCUCUGACUUCGGCAAGCAACGCGCAAAAAUGGCCGGCAAAGGAAUCUUCAGUCUCGUCUCCUUGAUUCUCGUCGCAGGCGGCGUGCUGUUCAUGAUCUUUAUCCUCCUCGCUGGCGCCAUCGAUGGUUCUCCAGUCAAUAGAUGGUAUCUACUCGAGGCCGACACAUCAGCGAUCCCAGGUGCCCCACCGUUGUCGAGAUGGACAUAUUGGAACGUCUGCGGUGUCCAAGACGGUGUCACUGCUUGCGGAGAUGAGGACUAUUCCGAUGUUCACCCAGCAUACCCGCUUGAUCCCGCCUCUCACCGGACCUUUGAUACUGAGGUCGGCGUCCCUCAGAAUUUCCUCGAUCAUCACAACUCUUACUUCCUGAUGACCCGCUUCAUGUUCGCCUUCAUGUUGGUCGCCCUCUUCUUUGGCGUCAUGGCUCUUUUCUCCAGCGUCCUCGCUCUCUGCACCCGCAUCGGGAGCUAUCUGAGUGGUUUCUUGGCCUUGGUGGCAUCUUUCUUCCAGGCCAUCAACGCCGCCCUGAUGACUGCUGCCUAUGUCCGCGGUCGCGACGCCUUCCGAGACGACGGCUACGAGGCCCACAUUGGCCAAUAUGCCUUUGGCUUCCAAUGGGCCGCGUUGGUAUGCUAUUUCAUUGCUGCCGUCCUCUUCUGUGUAGGUCCUCGAAAAGACCGCGAUACCACACCCCGCGGGGGAUUCUUCAAGGGCAGUCGAAGCCGGAGCACCCGCAGCCGUGGUAGCUUUGUGCACGACAAAGAGUAUGGGUCAUGACAGACCACUACACCAAGAGCCGGGAGAGAAGGUGAGAUGAAGCGGAAAGGGAGAGACAUUUAAUGCGGAAGAGAUCAGGGGGAAGAGUUAACGAGGUUGUCGGUCGAAAUCAUCUGGGAGGUUCCCCCUCCAGUUGUCACCCAAAACGAUUAUAGUGCAUCAUCCCAACCACACCAACAUCCACACCAACACAGACACAGACACACAGUAACGCCUUGACUUGACAUGUUUGAUUGAUCCAGGAGUUACGUUUGAAAUGAGGGCACCAUCUAUUGAUCUGCCUAUCCAGCCUAUCGGGCCAUGUUAGUACAGGAUAGCGAUGGUUGCGUGGAGUUCUUCUAGCGGUCGGGGUCUUGGAAAGGUACAGACGAACUUCAUCAAACAUGGGAGGUGAUGCCUUUGGGACCUUCUGCCAUGUCCACCACUGCCACGCCGCGCCACGUCAUGGCGCAUACAUGGAAACGAAUUUAUCUAGUGUUUUGACAUUAAUGCUCAUCUUGGUAGACAUGUGCCCAAGGUCAAAGAUGCUUGAAAAAGAAAAAUAUUUCAAAAGAAUCAAUACUUGAACCAAUCUCCCCCGCCGUCUCACUAACGCUAUACUCUAAUCAUGCAUGGCGCCGAGGGAGGGAAAGAUGCUCAACGACGCUCCAAGGAUCACACAAGU